Meloidogyne enterolobii is the source of this 636-nucleotide messenger RNA. Lineage: Eukaryota; Metazoa; Nematoda; Chromadorea; Rhabditida; Meloidogynidae. The record is from the annotation of a GenBank genome assembly.
AUGUUUUUAAAAAUUUUUAUUUUUCUUUUAAUUAUAAACAAAAUUAUUGCUGAAGAUUCUAAUAGCGGAGAUAGUGGCAUUGAAAAUUCUGAUAUCAAUAUGAGUGAUGAGAUUGCCGACUCUGUUGAUGUUCGAGAGCAUGAUAAUGAGCUACAACCUUCAAAUUUAAUCGACAAUCAAAAUCUUCAAGACCCACAAUUUAUUAAAGAAGAUGAUACAAAUUCAUUGCCUUUGUUAAAUAACGACGAGAAUAAUCGUAUUGAUGAAUACACAACAGAAAAAAUUAAAGAAGAUGAGGAAGACCAACUAAAUAAUGAAGGAUCUGGUGUAGACAAUAAAUUUCCUGAGGAAGAUAAUGAUGUAAAUGGAUUGGAUAUUAAUACAACUGCAAAAUAUGUUAAUGAUGUAGAUGAUAAUGAUAACAAUGAAAGUGAUGGUCAAAGAUGCGUGUAUGAGGAUGGUGUAAUUAACGAUAAUGGUAACGAACGUACACCUACAUCUGAAGAACAACACCAAAUUGAAGAAUACCUUCAAAAAAUGAGUGAAUUUGAAAAGCAAAUGGUUAAAAACAGUGCCAAUUUUAUGAGAAAUUUGGCACAAUUUGUGAUGAGUCAAUUCGAAAACAUUUUUGGGUAA